This is a messenger RNA of Condylura cristata (star-nosed mole), 2394 nucleotides long. It is a transcript of the gene COMP, whose product is annotated as cartilage oligomeric matrix protein. The record is from RefSeq and is a predicted model, not a curated record. Lineage: Eukaryota; Metazoa; Chordata; Mammalia; Eulipotyphla; Talpidae. Gene Ontology annotation, cellular component: extracellular region. Gene Ontology annotation, biological process: cell adhesion. Gene Ontology annotation, molecular function: calcium ion binding. The transcript is spliced from 19 exons. The coding region runs from base 15 to 2285 and encodes 756 amino acids.
UCCGCGCUGCCACCAUGGUUCACGCCGUCGCCCGCGUUCUCUUGUUCACACUGGCCGCGCUCAGUGCGUCAGGCCAGGGCCAGCUCCCGCUAGGUGCAGAUAUAGCCCCGCAGAUGCUGCGCGAACUGCAGGAAACAAACGCCGCGCUGCAGGACGUGCGGGAGCUGCUGCGGCAGCAGGUCAAGGAGAUCACGUUCCUGAAAAACACGGUGAUGGAGUGUGACGCGUGCGGGAUGCAGCCAGCUCGCACCCCGGGUGUGAGCGUGCGGCCGCUGCCCCAGUGCGUACCCGGUUCCUGCUUCCCCGGAGUGGCCUGCACCGAGACGACAAGCGGCGCGCGCUGCGGCCCCUGCCCCGCGGGCUUCACCGGCAACGGCUCGCACUGCGCGGACGUCAACGAGUGCAACGCCCACCCCUGCUUCCCUCGUGUCCGCUGCAUCAACACCAGUCCUGGCUUCCGCUGCGAGGCUUGCCCGCCAGGGUACAGUGGGCCCACCCACACGGGCGUAGGACUGGCCUUUGCCAAGGCCAACAAACAGGUCUGUACGGAUAUUAACGAAUGUGAGACCGGACAGCACAACUGCGUCCCCAACUCUAUGUGCGUGAAUACCCGGGGCUCCUUCCAGUGCGGCCCGUGCCAGCCCGGUUUCGUGGGCGAUCAGACAUCCGGCUGCCAUAGGCGAGCACAGCGCUCCUGCCCCGACGGCACACCCAGUCCGUGUCACGAGAAAGCCGACUGCGUCCUCGAGCGAGAUGGCUCUCGGUCGUGCGUGUGUGCAGUCGGCUGGGCGGGCAAUGGGCUCCUCUGCGGCCGCGACACGGAUUUGGACGGGUUCCCGGACGAGAAGCUGCGCUGCUCGGAGCGCCAGUGCCGAAAGGACAACUGCAUGACGGUGCCCAACUCAGGGCAGGAGGACGUGGAUCGUGAUGGCAUCGGAGACGCCUGCGACCCGGAUGCCGACGGAGACGGGAUCCUCAACGAGGAGGACAACUGCCCGCUGGUGCGGAACCCAGACCAGCGCAAUUCGGAUGGCGACAAGUGGGGAGAUGCCUGUGACAACUGCCGGUCUCAGAAGAACGAUGACCAGAAGGACACUGAUCGGGAUGGCCGAGGCGACGCCUGUGACGAUGACAUCGACGGCGAUCGGAUCCGAAAUGUAGCUGACAACUGCCCCAGGGUGCCAAACUCAGACCAGAAAGACAGUGAUGGUGAUGGUGUAGGGGAUGCCUGUGACAACUGUCCCCAGAAGAGCAAUCCAGACCAGAGGGAUGUGGACCACGACUUUGUGGGAGAUGCUUGUGACAGCGAUCAAGAUCAGGAUGGAGAUGGGCACCAGGACUCGAGGGACAACUGCCCCACAGUGCCCAACAGUGCCCAGCAGGAUUCAGACCAUGAUGGGCAGGGCGAUGCCUGCGAUGAUGAUGAUGACAACGACAGGGUUCCAGACAGUCGGGACAAUUGCCGUGUGGUGCCCAAUCCAAACCAGGAGGACUCAGACAGGGACGGUGUAGGUGAUGCGUGCCAGGGUGACUUUGAUGCAGACAAGGUGGUGGACAAGAUUGAUGUGUGUCCGGAGAAUGCUGAAGUCACUCUAACUGACUUUCGGGCCUUCCAGACUGUUGUGCUGGACCCUGAGGGCGAUGCGCAGAUAGACCCCAACUGGGUGGUACUCAACCAGGGGAUGGAGAUUGUGCAGACGAUGAACAGCGAUCCUGGUCUGGCUGUGGGUUACACGGCCUUCAAUGGCGUGGAUUUCGAAGGCACAUUCCAUGUGAACACGGUCACGGAUGAUGAUUACGCCGGCUUCAUCUUUGGCUACCAAGACAGUUCCAGCUUCUACGUGGUCAUGUGGAAGCAGAUGGAGCAAACCUACUGGCAGGCUAAUCCCUUCCGCGCAGUGGCUGAGCCUGGCAUCCAGCUCAAGGCCGUGAAGUCCUCCACAGGCCCUGGGGAGCAGCUUCGGAAUGCUCUGUGGCACACAGGGGACACAUCAUCACAGGUUCGAUUGCUGUGGAAGGACCCCCGCAAUGUGGGCUGGAAGGACAAGACAUCCUACCGCUGGUUCCUGCAGCACAGGCCCCAAGUGGGCUACAUCAGGGUGCGGUUCUAUGAGGGCCCUGAGUUGGUGGCUGACAGCAAUGUGGUCCUGGAUACAACCAUGCGGGGUGGCCGCCUAGGGGUCUUCUGUUUCUCACAGGAGAAUAUUAUCUGGGCCAACCUGCGCUACCGCUGCAAUGACACUAUCCCUGAGGACUAUGAGACCCAGCAGCGGCUGCGGGCCUAGAAAUGUGAGAGGACCACCGGACACUGGCUGAGGAUUCUGCACCAGCCUGGAAAGGCAGCCAAUCUUGGGGGCAGGCAGGGGUUCAGACAGAAUGAAAUAAAGUACGUUU